Podarcis lilfordi (Lilford's wall lizard) is the source of this 18551-nucleotide messenger RNA. The record is from the annotation of a GenBank genome assembly. NCBI's taxonomy places the organism in Eukaryota, Metazoa, Chordata, Lepidosauria, Squamata, Lacertidae.
AUGCAUCAAGAAGGGCUGCAGGCAUGUAGUUAAUUGGCUAAAUGCCUGUUUUGUGCAAGAGAGAGAGGUCUAAAAACACUAGGCACAAUUCAAAUAGUUAUGUAUUUUAGGUCCCAUUAGUUUUAAUGGGAGAACUUUAAGCAUGCACUUGAACUUCACCCUUUUAAAUCAGUUAGCUUAAUUUUGAACAUUUUAAAAACAUUUUUUAACUAUCGUUGUGAGUUAUAUCUGCAUGUUAUAAUGAAUAAAGGAACAAAGCACAUCUGCCUUCCAGCUGGGUUAAUGAAAUCUGUCUUCCAUUAGAAAGCUGCAAGUGUUGAAUGACUCAACACUUUAGAAGCUUGGAGUGUUGCAACCUUGCCCCAGUUAAGUAAAAAUUCUCGCAGAACGUUGCAGUAUACCUAGAAUUUUUAAACUAUUUCCUGCUAUGUCCAAAAAAUUUCCAUGAGAUGUGCUGGAAUGACCCCUGUCUCUCUCAAAAGAGAAUGUUAAAUUAACAAAGCAUGUAUCUGAAAAGCAAAGGUGAAAUCAAAUGCCACUUGAGCAGACUUUGCUUGUAAAAUACAGCUUUCUCUUCCCCUAUGCCCACCUGAUCUGUCCCAGAGGACCUCCAAACCUCUGGAGCAGGUUGGGGGGGGGGCAUUUGGGGAGGACUGCAGGGGGGAAGAGAGAAAAAAGUAAGCCCCACCUCAUAAUGCGUUGAAGUCCGUUCUGCUUGCACAUGGACAGCAUUGGUUGCUGCCCAAAGCUAUUUUGAUCACUUACUAAAGUCGGGCCUGUGUCAUGUCAUUUUGACAAGUGCCUCACUGGCUGCCCAAUAGUUACACUGGAGUGCUUUCAUGCUACAAUGGAGUAUUGUCUGGAUGCAAUCUAACGAUCUCAUUGACAGUGAAAUGGGUUGGCCGUGUCCAGCUUGAAACAUGAGAACUCUUUCUCUGCUUGUAAUCUGGUGAAAUGCCUGACCAGACUUGGUUGCGACAGACUGUUCAAAAGCAUCCUGAGGAAGAUAAUACAUUUUGUAGGUGCAAAAUGUAAGGUACAUUUUGUAAGAGAGCUGAUGCCACAGAAAAUCACAUUUUCAUAGAAUCCUCAGAAUUUUGAUAGUUUGUCUAUGGCAGUGGAGCUUGAAAAUCAUAUGCACAAACACUUUUCAGUUAACUGUAUUAAAUACAUUUAGAUUUAAUUUUGCUUGUAUGUUGAUGUCGACAUGUAACAAUGAAAAGGUUUUUAGCAUGUUAAGACAUUCACAGUAUAUACCAGUGUGUAAACUUUCUGAGCUUUGUCAUACUGAACAAUUUAUACCAGUAUGUUUUGCUUACAUAGAGCAUAAACGCUAAUUAUGAGCAUUUGGGGCAGGGAGACUAGUCUGCAGGGUUAUGUGUCAUUUGGAAUAUAUAUAUAUAUGCAGAAAAAUUGUGGCAUUAUGUAGAUUAAACAGGAUUACAAAACUUCUUGUUUUGUCAUGGGGAAGGAAGAGUGUUAAAAGUACUCAAAUUUACAUAACAAUCUGGUUCCUUUUCUAUCACUGCAUCCUUAAAAGAUGUGUUAAAUUUAUAUGAACAGCUGUCAAAUAUGUAAAAGCCUGAGUUAAACUUUAAUAAAGUCAAAUGCCAUUUUUGCAUUAGCUGGUUCACUUAAUUGUGAGGCUGGUUAUGUCAGUGUGGUGUUUGUGGCAGGAUGUCAGACUGAGAACUGGGAGAUGAAACUUUUUUCUAGUUCUGCAGCUGCUCUGCUUUCUUGUGAAUUACCAUAAUUGUAAAGGAGGAAAAGGGAAUUGUGAUGCACAGCAGCAGAAAGGAAGCUAGUAGUACAACUGGUGAAGGAGAGAAUCUGAGAAUAUGGCCUAUUGGUAAUCAUAGGUCAGUCAGUAGUUAUAAACAAAGUAGGUUAUAUCCACCUCUGCUGUUCCAAUUGUACAAAAGACAUCCUCCAAAAUCUAUUCCAUUGUGUUGGGGGACCCUUUGGAGAUAUUGGGGGCAAGCGAGGAGAGGAAGGUUGAAGCCAUGCUAUGGAACUCUGCUUGUACAGUACAGCAUUGGAUACAAGCCUGCAAUCUUGAGAGCACGUGGUCGAACACUGCUCUAAAACGAAUAAAGGUUGUAUCCAAGCUGCUGUUCCACUCAUGCAACAGACGGAUGCUAAGACAAUGGAGCUUUCCCCACCCUUGCAAGCUCUCUGUGCAGCCUCAAAAAUCUGCUCCAGAUCCACUCCAAUUUGUCUUCCAACUCUACAAUGUGAUUCUAGGAAUAACGAUUACUCACCUUUUGUACCCGGCUCCUCUAGCCAAACUCUGGGCAAAUAUAAUCCGAUUAAAAUACAAUUCAAUUUUAACAGCGCUUUUAAAUUACAGGAAGCAGCAGUCUCGUGCAUUUAAUUUAAUUCUAACGGGGAGUGUGCUUAGCGCACUUCGCUUCGCUGCUCACAAAUUGCGAGCGCUUUCCGCUCGUCACGUUGCUUCCUAGUGACCUGACGGCGUCGAAGGGACCCCGCCCCAGAUUCUCCCAGAAAACCAACCCACCCCGAGGCCCAGGCCCUUGCCCGGGAGGAGCAAAGCAACGCAGCGAGCGGGGUGCGAAAGAACCGCAGCAGGCCAGGCGGCAGAGGCAGGAGACAGGCGCCGAGGCCAGACCGCAGUGCGGGGAGUGCACCGCCCCGCACAGCGAGGAUGCAGCAAAGAUAAGAGACGAUGCUGCUCGCCAGAUGCCAGUCUCCCUGCGCGCGCACAGGAGCCGAGGCAAGGCGGGCAGGUGUCCAACGCACCAAGCCAGCAAAAGGAACCUCGCCGCUCGCCGCUGUCGGGUCUGGGCGGACGACUUUCCUCCCGGGCGCGAGGAGGGGAGCGCGUCGCUAUCUGCAAGCGACCUCCGCGAAGCAGCGGGCGGAGGCGGCGCCGGCGCUUCGUAAGGAAUUCCCCUUUCCGCGGUGGUCUCGCCCGCCGAACCCUCCUCCGAGCGGAGGGCAGCCAAUGGGCAGCUGCUGAGCACCCGAAAGAGGAGGUGGGCGACGCGGGAGGGGAGGCUUCCCUGGCAGUCGCCUUCCGUCGCUCAGGAGGGUCGGAGGGGCUGGGUCGCCGCGAGGUACGAGGGCCCUGGUGAGUGGGGAUGGGGGAGGGUGUCGCGAAGGACUCAGACCUGCUGUGACCCCGAAGCCCCUCUUGCUCGGGGCUCUUUAUUUCACGAGGGAAGAGCGCUCUGCGUAUGCUCUCCGAGGGGUUCCUUCGCUUGCUAAAGAGGGUCGGUUUCUGCUCGCUGACUGAGCUUGGAGGGGAAGGUAGUCCCUGCAUGGAUGGGUCCAGCGUCGGUGUAACAUAUUCGGCCCAGCGGGAAGGGAAGGGAAGGAGGCACUUUAUCACUUCGGGCGGGACCGUUAGUCGGGCUGCAGCGUUAGGAUUUCUUGAAAGCUUUAUAGCCCUAUCCCAAGGUGUCAGCUUUAUAUAGCAAAUAGAUCAUCCUUCUUUUCUUUUUUUACCCUCACGUCAUUCCUGCAAGAUAGUGCUUCCCUCCCCUCCCUUGUUAUUGUCUUACUGACAUUUCCAGAUAACAUCUAAAAUAGUAGGAACUUGCAAUGCAUUAAAAUGAAGAAGGAAAGGAAUUGAUGCAAUGACUUCGCUAAAGCUUCAUGGCUGAGCUGGGAUUUGAACCUGAUAACUGAAGGUUCAGCGAUAUAUGGCUGCAGGUUCUUUCUUUCCCCUGAGUUCACCUUUUCUGUUUUAGAUGUUGUUGACGUGCAAAGGAUUUUUUGUACAGCUUCUGGAAUUUGAUCUGUUCCUUCAAAAGUUCUUGAAUGGUCUAGGGCACCUUCCAUGGCAAUCUCUUAUUGGAUCCACUCACACCUUUUUGUUUUGCCCUUUCAUGUAGGCCUUUUGGGGGCUCUGAACUUGUGGUCCUGGGGUCUUUAGCUCUUCCUCUGUGCUACCCCCUCCUAGCAGCUGUAACCCAUAAGGCUGUGGUGGUGGUGGGGAUACAGAGGGUAUGUGUAUCCUUGUUGCAGACCAUGUUUUUUGAAUUUCCCCAGGUAGAUACACAAAGAUUGUAAGGAGGAUUCUAAAGGUUUGGGGGCUGUACUACUCUUCAUUUUAUAUCAGCUUCUUCUGUAGCUAAAUUCUGGCUAAGGAAGACCCUGAGAGAAUCUUCCUGGAUCUAGCCCAGCGUCUCUUUCCCACAGCUGUCACUCAGAUGCCUAUGAGAGGCUCACCAAGCAGAGUAUGAGGGCAAUAGCUGUCUUUCCACAGCAAUUAGUAUUCAGAGCCACGGUGUCUCUGGUGCUGGAGGUAGUAAAAAAAGAAGGUGGUAAAAGACCCCUGGACGGUUAAGUCCAGUCAAAGGCGACUAUGGGGUGUGGCACUCAUCUCGCUUUCAGGCCGAGGGAGCUGGCAUUUGUCCACAGACAGCUUUUCGGUUCAUGUGGCCAGCCUGACUAAACUGCUUCUGGCACAAAUGGACACUGUGAUGAGUGCCAGAGUGCACAGAAACGAUGUUUACCUUCCUGCCACAGUGGUACCUAUUUAUCUACUUGCGCUGGUGUGCUUUCAAACUGCUAGGUUGGCAGGAGCUGGGACAGAGCAACGGGAGCUCACUCCUUCGUGGGGAUUCAAACUACCAACCUUCUGAUCAGCAAGCCCAAGAGGCUCAGUAGUUUAGACCACAGCGCCACCCAUGUGGAGGUAGUAUAGCUAUGAUGGUGAGGAGUUGCUGAUAGCCUUCAUGAGUUUGUCUAGCCCCCUUUAAAACCACCUAAACUAGGGGCCAUCACCAGAUCUUGUGAUAGUGAAUGCCAUGGUAUAACUGUGUGUGUGCUUCAGUACUUCAUUUUGGCUGUCCUGAAUCCCUCACUUUUCAGCUUCAUUGGAUGAUCCCAGAUUCUAGUACUGUAUUAUAAGAAAGGGAGAAAACCUCAUGUUUAUCCACUAUCUCCAUACCUUGAGUAAUUUUCUACACCUUUAUUAUGUCCCAUACCCUACCCUUUCCCCACUCGCUCUACUUCCUUAUCAGUUUGGUUGCAUCUUUUAAAAUUCUGCAAUAUCUCUUUUUGAAAUACAGCUACCAGAACUGUACAUGGUAUUCCAAGUGUGGUCGCACCAUAGAUUUGGAUAAGGCAUUAUGAUCUUUGCAGUUCUGUUUUUGAUCCCUUUGCUAAAGAUCUCUCACAGGGAACUUGCAUUUUUCAUAGCUGGCACAUACUGUCUUUGCAUGUCAUGGUAAGCCAUAGUUUAUGGCUUACGGUGAUUGAAUAGAACCUAUGAUGAAGAACCUAUAGUAUCUGAGUAAGAAUAGUAAAGCAUGUGGGGUCCAGCUAUGGCAUCAUUUGAAGUUGUUUUCACAAACCUGCUGGCCUGGGUAGGUUUGGCCACCCCUUUUUACACUGGAUCUUGCGGACUUCCAGGGUGGCGCCAUCGGUAAUGGCUGCUUCCCUCUGAUUCGGAGGGAACCGGCUCUACGGAAAUUGGGUCUGUACCGCUACGGCGCAGCGGAGACCCUCUAAAAAUCACAGGCGGGUGAAGCCUGUGACCGUGGGACUCAGCGGGCACCGUUUGUGCCCCCCCAAUUGCAAAAGGAGCUCGGCAACGGGCUCCGGAGCAGAGCGGGGGUGGCGUGGUGCUGUGAGCCAAUUGCUUCUUUGAAAACAACUACCCGUGAGUAGGAUUAAAUUGGAUUCAAAAGGGAAAAAAACGUCUAAUUUGGUACUGAGCGGGAAGGUACAACCAGGAAGUCUGCCUUUCUUUCAUUGUAAAUAGAUCAAAGCAAAGAGACUCUAAAGCGGAAACAUAGAAAGUUGCUUGAAAAAAGAGCUAAAUCUUAACAUUUGGAAAGUGGCCCCCCCUCCGGAUUGCAGGAGAGGAGGGGGAAAAGACUGAGCUGAAUUUACCUGCAAAAAAGAAGGGGAAAAGGAAGUUAAAAUUUAUUGCUUAAAACCUGGAACGGACUGCCUUGAGAUAAGGGUCGCACAGUGGAAAGCUUAUUUUUGACAGCUAAUUCUGCAAAAGGGAUACAGUGUUUCUGGACUUCUUCUGGCUUGAAAGUAACUGUUUAAUAUAACUUGCUGUUGAAAUGGAAUACUCAGGAUGAAACGGUGAAAUCUGCUAUGAUUAAAUGGGCACAAGAUGUUGGACAUAAUAUUAUGUUUGCUGACUGGGAACAGUUAUGGACCACAGGUAUGAAGUUUACGGCAUGUAAUGCCUUAAGAGAGAAUAUUAUGAAAAUGAUAUACAGGUGGUACAUGACCCCAGUCAAGCUUGCGAAAAUCUAUCAUUUGCCCGAUAAUAAAUGCUGGAAAUGUAAAGAAACUGAAGGUACAUUCUUUCACCUUUGGUGGACGUGCCCAAAGAUUAAGGCUUUCUGGGAAAUGAUAUAUAAUGAAUUGAAAAAGGUAUUUAAAUAUACCUUCCUGAAGAAACCAGAGGCCUUUCUUCUGGGCAUUGUCGGCCAAUUGGUGCCAAAGAAGGACAGAACUUUUUUUAUGUAUGCUACAACAGCAGCAAGAAUACUCCUUGCAAAAUAUUGGAAGACACAAGAUCUACCCACUCUGGAAGAAUGGCAGAUGAAGGUGAUUGACUACAUGGAAUUGGCAGAAAUGACUGGCAGAAUCCGAGACCAGGGAGAAGAGUCGGUGAAAGAAGACUGGAAGAAAUUUAAAGACUAUUUACAGAAAUAUUGUAAAAUUAAUGAAUCUUAGAAGGAUGUUGGAUAGAAACUAAGUGGUUUCCAGCUGUAAUGCUUUAAGAAUGAAAAAAAGGUUCACAAAUGGGUAAAAGCUUAAUGGUAAGGAUUUGCUGAACUAACAAACUGAACUGGAAUACAAAAAAGGGAGGUAUGAGGAGGUCCGGGGAAAUAAGUGUAAGGAGGAUAUGCUAUGGAAAAUUAAUGUGUUUUUAACUGUUUUUAUUUUGUAUGUUUCUUUUUAUUUUUCAUGGGAAACAAGGAUAUGAAUGUAAGUUAUGGAAAGAUGGAUCUAUUUUUCUUUUUCCUUUUUCUUUUUAAGGGUUUUUUUAUUCUUUUUUCUGUAUUUUGUAUUUUCUUGUAUUUUUACUUUUUGUUUUUGUGUAAUUCUUGUAUUCUUUGAAAUUUUAAUAAAUAUCAUUAAAAAAAAUAAUACACUGGAUCUUGCAAAUUCUGACUAGAAUUUAUGGCUCUGGGGUUCACUGAAGAGUUGUUGUUUUUUCCUGCUAGCAGAUCCUAAUUAUUUAUUUGUACUCCAAAUUACGAACUGCAUUUAGAUAGAGCUCUUAGAAUGCGGACGCGGGUGGCGCUGUGGGUAAAACCUCAGUGCCUAGGGCUUGCCGAUCGCAUGGUCGGUGGUUCGAAUCCCCGCGGCGGGGUGAGAUCCCAUCUUUCGGUCCCAGCUCCUGCCCACCUAGCAGUUCGAAAGCACCCCUAAGUGCAAGUAGAUAAAUAGGUACCGCUUUAUAGCGGGAAGGUAAACGGCGUUUCCGUGUGCUGCGCUGGUGCUGGCUCGCCAGAGCAGCUUCGUCACGCUGGCCACGUGACCCGGAAGUGUCUCCGGACAGCGCUGGCCCCCGGCCUCUUGAGCGAGAUGAGCGCGCAACCCUAGAGUCGGACACGACUGGCCCGUAUGGGCAGGGGUACCUUUACCUUUACCUUAGAAUGCUAUAUCCCAAGAGCAGGUCUGAGGACCCCACUCCAAACUCUUUCUAGCUUCAGCCUCGUUCUUCAGACUGCUAAUUUAACUGGCAUUUUAGGCAUGCAUAGUUGUUAUUGAACAUGCAGAACUAUCCCAUUUGGAUUCCCACAGAGUUAAAGGCAUCCAAAACUAUAGGCAAUUCAGAAAAGAAACCCGCUGAAAAGAUUGUUUUUAAUUUCUCUCUGCUAGUUCUGUACUGAUGGUAGUUUGCUGGUUGGAACUUAGAAAGUUACUAAGGGUUGUAUCCAUUGGAUCCAUGGAAAUUUAUGAACCUAAGUAGUCAGUGGAAUUACUCCAUGGAGUAGCCAUAAGGCAGUAUCUGUAUGUGGUUCUCAGUAUUCACACACAACUAGAUCAGAACAGUGGUAGAAUAUGAAAAUCCACAUACAGUUACUAGCCUAGACUACGUCCAAGGGGACAUAGCAAGUUGGGGGUUUCUGAAUCCGCCUCCAAGGAAAAGUCUUGGCUUCUUCCCCCCCCCCCCCCCAAACAAGCACUUUGAGAAUUGGAAUUUUGCUUUGAGACUUGAGGCCUUUGAGGGUGGAGUGUUUAGUAUCACUUGCUAAUUUGAAACCCACCCAUGGGAAAGUUAGGUUUACUGAUUGGCUCCAAAUCUGGGGUUCCCAAACUGUGGCUGGCAGUUAGAUGCUCCUGGCUACUUUGUGAUUUGUAAAAAUGCAAUUAAAAACAACAGAACAUCUAAUACAGUGCAUUACAAUUGCUACAACAGGCAGAAGAAAAAAAUUAAGUGAGCCAUCCUCAUAAAUGUUCAUGUGGGGCGCAGGCUGUUCGUAUGUGGAAACCACUGCUCUAAAUAAACCAGACAUGUUUUAAAGGGUGGGGGCAGAGGAGGGAGCAUGUUCCAAUAAAAGGGUUUUGUCACAGUGAAAACCCUAUCUGCCUCUCGAUGAUAGUAGAAAGUAGGUCAUGUUGUCUGAGUGCAAGAGGCCCCUGUGGAAAGAUUCCACUAAGUGGUCUUUAAUACAGACUGGCCUUGCACUAUUUGACAUAAAUCUUAAGCAAGGCAUUAUGUGUUUUGCAGGAGGGAAGAAGAGGAAAGCCAGCUGCAGAUGGAACAAAUAGCACCUGUAGUGGCGUGCUGCUCCUGGCUACCUUUGUUUUUGUUCUUGCACAGCAGUCUGAACACAUCUCUAUAACCAAGAGUGCCUGGAUCUGAAAUGAUCACCCUUCUUGGACCUUGCAGCUUGUAUAUUCAUACAAAUAAAACAGUAGGAUUUUCCCUUUUACUCUUAUUAAUCUAUUCUCAAGCAUGUGUUCCCCCUUAUAAUGUGGAGUCAUAUUUCAGAAUUUCAUAUGAUCUCUGUAAUCCCUUUAUAUAAUCUGUGCAAUGAUUAACACGUGGUCUCUGCACUGCAGGAGCAUGGAUUAUUUUUAAAUAUAUAUCUGUGUGGCCAUGUUCUACUUCAUAGCAUUAAUUUUGUAAGUGCUUACUGUAUUAUUAGGAUUCAGUAGCUAAUUAGAAUUCAUUCUCUUACAUAAUGGAGUGAAGUGAAAGCACAUUAACAGAAACCCAUCCUUACUGGAAUAGUUCACGAAAUGCAGCUUGUUUCAUAAUGUGUCCCUGGAAUAGUUUUCUGGAGCAUAAACAGGAAUAAUUGAAUCAAUUUACAGACCCUGAAAGAAGGCAAAGGUCAAUGGAAGCAGCAGUCUUCGGAUGAUCGUUGUUAAAUAUUCAGUGCCGUAUAAUGCAAGCACCGACCGAGUUUUAAAACUUCAAAGUUUAUUCAGAGUAAGUCUCUCUCUCUUUUAAUUUGUUUAUUUAAGUGUAUUCUUAAAUAGAAUUUCACAACCAUCUUCCGCUGAGCAGAUUCUAUAUUGCCUAGCUAGCAGUAUAUUGUAUGUGUUGGGCUGCAUUACCAACUGUAGUGUUCAGAAAGAACCGAGAGAGGAAAAAGAAUAAUUCAGUUUAGCAUUAGGAUGUUUCCUAAAUUAAAUCUAGGAUCUUGAAAUUCAUGCAGCUUUCUUAAAACAGGAGAUUUCAAAGUGAUGCUGAAAGGCUAAGAAUUGCGUGCUGUUGGCCAUCCAUUAGCUGAGCUGUAUGUACGUUCUAGAAUGCUCACAGAUAUUCUAACUGCUCUGGCAAACUCAGCAAUUAGUUUAUUGCCUGUUUAGCUACAGAAAGGGAAGUGAAAUGUUAGUUUGAGUCUUAACACAUCUUCACAUAGGGCUUAAGGACAAGAGAAGCUAUCAGCAGGGAGGUGGAAAAGAAGAAAUGGGGAUGUCAGGCAGUUGGGAAAUGCAGGGAAGAAGGAUGAGAAGAAGGCUGAGGUGUAGAGGGAGCUUGAAAUAAUAGGCAUUGGGCUGAGGGAAAACUAUGAAAAGAGUGAAGAAAAGGAAGAAAUAAAAAUAGGUCUUCUGGUAUUAUGUCCAUAUACUGUAAACCACUUGCUGAAUUGGCGGCUUUCUAGAGAAGAAAUAUCCCACCUCUGUCAUAGACAAAGGCACCGUAGGGUAGAAUGGAGAGGCCCUUAAUCUGGUAUUGUUCUCAGGACGGCUGUACUCUGAAAAAAUCCAUUCAGGUAAUAUGAAUGAAUUUCACUGGGGAUUGGUUACAAAUUCUGGUGCAAGACUUAUUAUCUGUUUGUUUUACUAUUAGUGUAGCCAAAAGCAACAUUGAAAAGGUAUCUUUAAUGCUAAACAGCCGUUCUGCCUCAGCUGAGAUGUAAUGAGGAUUUGCCAUGCCAUUAUCUUUUUUUCUUUCCAGUUCUUUUUUUUUUUUAAUUGCUUGAUUUAUGCUUCUAACGCUCCUGAAUGUCAUGUGGGAAACCCAUUUUUUAUUACUUUAGAUGUAUUUUAAGAUCUAACUGGAAGCUUUUAAAAAUGCAUUUGCAGGAAGAGGAAAUGCAGCAGAAACCUCCGGAUGAGAUUUCCUGUGUAAUACUGAGUAACAAUGACACUGGCGCCUGUGGGAUAUGGGCAACAUGGCAACAUCUUACGUGGGUGAGAGAGAGAUGAAGGGAUCAUGUGGCCCAAUUUUUCCAAAAUACAGAUUUUGUGCCUCAUUCUGGCAGUGUUGGCGAUUCUGGCUUUACUACACAACUUUUACGAAUUAGAGGUGAGUGACUCACCUCCCUCCGGGGCAGGGCAAGUAAGUUGGGCAGCAUUCUUCCUGUUCACCAGAACUUUCCCCAUGCCAGAUUAUAUACAUGUGACUGCACCAUAUUUGCUUCUUAGGUACAUCGUGAAAAGGGCAUACCAAUAAAAUAGCAUGGAAGGGUGGGGAUAGGGUGGGAGGAAUGUGUAUGACAGGAAUGUGGCCCUCAGCGGGGGGGGAGGGGGUUUCCUCAGCCCUGUGUUAAAAGAUGGAAGAAGGAUUUAGACCUAUAUCCAAAAAAACCUGGAAUGUGUUCAUUUAGGAAUGUGCUCUUUCAUACCUUAAUUUGUACACCUGUCUGUAGUAGAGCGCUAUCCUUUAAACUCUCGUACAUAGGCAGCAGCACAAACUGACUUGCAUGUGCAACAUAUCACUGGGAAAUGCAUGGCAAAGUGCGGUAGUAUUUAUUGUUGCUGGGAUUGCCCCAGGCAUCGGUGAUUUUCAAAUAUAAUAUUAGUCCACUUCUUAAAAAAAAUACAUUGAUCCAGCUUUAUCACCAGAGGCUCUGGUGGCCUCAGUGGCUUGGAGUUCCAGCUGUUUCGCCAGCCACAGCCAUUCCUGGACAGUGAUUGAUAGAUAGCCAUGUAAUCUGUGUGCUAGUCACCUUCCAUGGGAAAUUUGCUUGGAGAUGGUUCUGAAGCUGCAGCUUAUGUGAAAUACAGCUGUCAGGGUCUUCACUGAUUUAACCAGGUGAAAUCCUAUUACAGUAUGUUGAUUCUGAAGGGUUUGCACUGGUUGCUUAUAUGCCACUUUGUCAGUUCAAUAUCUUGCCCUUAACUUUAAAAGCCCUAAAUGAGUUGGGGCCUUCUUGUCUGAAGGAGGGCUCCUCCUGAUUUUGUUUUUUUUAAAAAGACUUACAAAUAGUUAAAACAAGCAUCUCAUGCAGAGUUUUAUUAUCAUUAAAAAACCAUCCAGCUGAGCUCCCAGUAUUGCUUCCAUUUGAAAAUUCUACUGUAUUAGAGCCCCAUCUUGGGCAGAACUUUCUACACUAUUUUUUAUUUAUUAAAAUAUUUAUUAACUCCUCUGUGUUGGUUAGUAUACAAUAAUAAAUGAAUUCUUGAACACCCAAAGCCACAAAAACAUAAGGGAAGUAUCCCUAAAUUUUACUUAGAGUAAACCUACUGAAUUUUAAUGAACCUAAGCAAUUCACAUACAUUAAUUGCAAUAUGUCUUCUUUAUGUAGGACUAACACUGAAUACAACCCAUAAUAACCAUGUUCAGCAUAAAAUCUUCAAAUAAUGCCAACAAACAGGUCAGAUACUGAACUACCCUCAACAUGCCCAAAUGCCUAAGUAAAAAGCCAGGUUUUAAAUUGACACCAUACUAUAGCCAACAUGGUUGCCUGCCAGGCACCUAUGAAAGGCAGGACAUUCCAGGGCAUCACAACAGAACACUUUCUCAUGCACAUCUGCAUCAUGCAACCCUAUGUAUUCUUGCAGUUUAAUGGGAACUCUGCAUUCAGAAGGUCCCAAAUUCAGUCCACAGCAGCUCCAGGUACGGCUGGGAAAUAACUCCUGAUCUGAAAUACUCCAGCCCUGCUGUCAGUCACCGUACACCAUGCUGAGCUUGACAGCUCAAGGGUCUGACUCUCUGUAUGAGGAAGCUUGUUACAUUUUGCUGUUCUGGGGAUCUUUAUUAUCAUGCUUUUCGUUGGCUGCAAACCGCUUGUGUAGCCCAUAAGUGGUAUAUAAACGCUGUUAGAAAGAACACUUCACAUCUCUUUAUUUGUGCUGUGAAUAGGCUUGCUUCUAAUAGCUUCCUUCUUUUGCAGAAUCUGAACGAAGCAGGUUUAAAGUGGUUGGUAGAAGAUGAUGACCAACAGCCAUCGUUACAGAUGACUAAAAUACCCAGGAAGCUUUACUGUGGAUAUGAGCGCCAAGUCUUGUCCAAGAGAGAACAAGGGGAAGAGGAGUCCUUAUUUGCUGCUAUACAGUGGCCCAAACCUCUGGAGGACAAAACCCCAUUUGUGAGGAGCACUGACCCCUCCCAUAGCAACUUUGUGAUACUGAACACCCGUACACAUUUCAAGGUUGGUGAUCAGCUGGAGGUGCUGGUCCACAUGAAAGACUAUGAAGGCAAACCAAAGCAUUAUGGUGGGGACUACCUUCAGACAAGAAUCCACUCUGCUCACCUGAAGGCUGGAGCCACAGGAAGAGUUGUAGAUUACCAGAAUGGAUCUUACAGAGUUUUUUUCACUUUACUCUGGCCAGGGGAGGUCACAGUAUCUGUGGCACUGGUCCACCCUAGCGAAGGGAUCCAAGUACUUCAACGUUUACGAGAAGAGAGACCAGACAGGGUCUAUUUUAAAAGCCUAUUCAAAUCAGGGAGAAUUUCAGAAACGACUGUGUGCAAUGUCUGUUUGCCAGGAGAUAUGCCGGUGUGUAACUUUACGGAUCUUUACACCGGUGAGCCAUGGUUUUGCUACAAGCCAAGAAAGCUCUCUUGCGCCACGAGGAUCAGCCAUUACAAAGGGGGGUAUCAAAAGGGCCUUCUGACCUCAGAAGAGAGUCGCCUUUUCCAAAGGUACAUGCUCUCUCAUACCCCACUGUUGCUUCUGUUUGGGACUGUUUUAUCUUGGUUCUCUGAUAUUUUCAUUUCAUUUUAAAUUACUUGUAUUGUUGAGGAAAGGUCCAUAGUUUUCCGCGUCGGACGUUUGGGUUCCGGGUUUUUGGUAUUCAGGAGCUGAAACAUUAAAAAACGGAGCCAUGGCCGUAUAUGUUCUGGCCAUAACCCCUAGUAAUAUAUACAUUUUGCAGAGAAGAGUUACCAUUGGUAUAUUAAUGGCACAGUUAAGCCUUCUUUCGACUGUGGAUGUGCAUCUCUAUGUAGGGAUUUCCUACAUAUGUCGACUGCGAUAAUUUAAUGUGCCAGAACUUGUUUUUUAAAAAGCCAAGUUGGGAUCAGGUCCACAACAAGCAGGGAGAGGAAUUAUACCUGUUUCAUCCUCUUGCUGCAAUCCUCCCUUUUGCAUCAGGAGGGAAGAUUCCAUUUAUACCAGUUGGAGCUUCCCUCCAAGUGUAAAUAGCAGCUUUUAAAAACCUGGGUGGGGGAUUUUUUGUCAAGACCACAGCAAGAUGGGAAAUGGUUAAACUCUCCCUCCUAGCCUUCCAUGACCCCAAUCCUGAAUGCCUCCCUUUUUUUGUUUUGUUUUUAAAAAGCAGUCACAUUAAAUUCAAUAACACAUUUCACUAACCUGUAAUUCACCACCUGUGUUCCUCAAAGAGUAAUAAGCUGAGGUUUGAGGAAUAGGGAAAGGGACUGGAGAGGGGGGAGGGAUCCCUGUAUUCUGCUUUGUAGUCCACAUACACCCACCCACUUGCAAAUAAGAGACUUCUGGGGACACUGUGUGCCUGAACUAAUAAUAGCUGGGGAAUCUACAUUGACAUGCAGAGCUAAAAUCAAAAGAGGAGUGUUAUAACUAUGACAGUGAUGUACCAGUUUGGCCUUGGGUAUUUGACCUUAGGCAAAUGUGACUUUUUAUCACUGAAUUUUGUUUUGUUUUGUUUUUGUUUAUUUAGUGAUGUGAAUAUCAAAGUGCCAAUAUCCUCCAGUGGCCCUGAUACUGUACUCGUAAGGCCCUUAAGGCAUGCAGGUAAAGUUAAACAUUUGAAAGACUUUGUUUCAAACCACAAAAAGCCUUAAUUUAUUUUACACCACAAAAGUCUUUUGCACAUGUUAGAUUUAAUCAGAGGAAACUGCGAAUGCAUCCGGCAAGUGACAGUUUGAUUCAGUGUGGCAAUGUAUUGCUGAUCAGAAGCUGUGGGAGAAUUUUUAUUAGUGGCAGUAACAUAUCACUUUAAAGUGAAAAGUGCUUCAUGUACAUUAUCUUGGUAAUUCUUCCAACAAUCCUGUACUGUAGGUCCGUAUUGUUACCCUUACACUGCUGAUGAGGAGGCUGAGUGAAUCAUGACUUUGUGGCUGAAAUGAGUUUUGAACCAAGGACUGCCAAGCAUACAUUAUUGACAACAUUGUUAAACGAAAGCACUCAGUGCCUGCCAAAUUAAAUUAGAUAAACACCAACUCAGCCAGUCAUAUGGAUUUGCUCAGACGUCAUGUAAAGUUCCCGUGCUUUUGUGGUGCACCUAUGUAUUUUUUUUGUAAAAAGUCACGAAAUGGUACCGGUCAUGAGGAAAGCAUGUAGCUCCUCACAAAUGAUCUCCAUGGGUAUGAGCCAGUACAGUGGUACCUCGGUUUAAGAACAGUCCGGUUUAAGAACGAUUCGGUUUACAAACUCUACAAAACCGGAAAUAGUGUCCCGAUUUGAGAACUUUACCUCAGUCUAAGAACGGAAUCCAAAUGGUGGAAGGGCACCGGUGGCGGGAGGCCUCAUUAGGGAAAGCGCGCCUUGGUUUAAGAACAGUUUAGGUUUAAGAACAGACUUCCAGAAUGGAUUAAGUUUGUGAACCAAGGUACCACUGUAGUUGCCUUUUCACUCCCCACAACCAUGAUUUGCAUUGGGCAUGCAGGUGGAAAGGAAUACUGAAUUAUCCUAGCAACAAAAUAUCGAUCACAAUCAAACAGAAAAGUGAGUGUUGUGUGUUUUAAGUUUCCAUUCGACUGUGGCCAUUGAUUGCUGAGGAAAUGCAAUCUACCUACAACAAAAAUACUUCCUUGAAGAAAGAUAUCUAGAGUCUCCAUGAUAGGCAAGUAAUAACAGCUUAUUCUCUCUCUUGCACACACACAUGCUUGGAAAAGCCUUGGGUCUCUGAAAUUUUGUUGGGGGAUUCACCUGCAGAUAAAAGGAUUUGUCUACCAACGUGAAUGUCAUUGAUUGCUUUGCAAAAUAUGGAAACUUAGUACAGUGUGCUUAUUAAAUCUCAGUUAUUAAAUGUUUUCAAACUUAAUGAACUUAAUUACUAGCAUUUUAGCAGGCUUGAUGUUAUGCUCCUAUUUGAUUUACUCAUAUAAUUAUAACAAAUGAAUUUUCAUUUUUAACUAGUAAUUCAAAAUUCUCUUUCAGAGAUGGACAAUCUGGAAAGAUCGCAAAGCCCUGAUGUGUUUCCUUCUGGUUACUAUUAUGAAGAUGAAUGGCGAGCAAGAACACAGUGGAUUCGGCAUUUUAACAAGUCAUCAGAUAUUACCGAAUGUUUACAAGGGAAACUUAUCCACUUGUUUGGAGACUCUACAAUCAGGCAGUGGUUUGAAUAUCUGACAACAUUUGUUCCAGGUCACUAUUUUUGCCUUGCCUUUGCAGGUGUUUCAGAUAUAUAUACAGAAAUAUGGGAAAACGUUAAUGCUUAUACUCUUGAUGUAGAGAUUGUGGGAUUUCGGUCAUCACUUUGUAACUGAUUUUAAUUUCGCUGAUUGUGUUUCUGGGAUUUGGAAGAGCUAGAACUGCAAAGUUUUGGCGUUUACUUUAAAUCUCUCUAAUUCUGCGUCACCCUAAGAGUUGGUUAAGAAUGGCCUUUUCAUGUGCUUCAGGAUUACCCUUUCAAGCCUCACCUCUUCCUCACCAAAAUGGUUCUUUUAAGGAAAUAAAGUGCCCUUCUCUUUCUCACUGCAUAUGUUAAUAGUGAUGGGAGAGCUAUCGCUAAAGAAAAGAAAAAAAUAGGAGAAGCAGUAAUAGUAGGAUGGACAUGUGCAAAUACACACAUUUAGACUUGCACUGGUAGUGAGGAAUCCAGGAUUGAGCCAAAUGCCUUAUAGAAGAGAUGGAUUUUUGAGCAGUGAUGGAAAAGAAUAGAGUUCUGCAACAUUACCGGAUGAUCUAAUAGGGAAUAUGCGUGUCUCUUUGUGUGUGAUUUGCAAAGGAGAAGUUGAGAGGUGAUGCAAGGGCAUGGAAAGCUUUCUGAAGGAGUCGUUUGUUAAGGAUGUAGACAGCGAUGGGAUAACAGCGUUGGAUUUGGAAGAAGGGGAAUUGGAUGACCUGAGCAGGGCAACUCUACCAUUAGGCAAAGUCAGGCACCUGCCACAGGCAGCAGUUGCUGGGGUAGUUGUCGGCUAUUUCUCCUGAGCCCCCAGUUGCUCCCCUCUGAGAGAACAGAACUCUGUAAGCCUCUCUUGGGCCCCUAAAGUAAGCUGCUGCUUCAGGUAGAAUGGAGGAUGCAAUCCUGUUGCCAGUUUUGAAGUAAGAUUCACUUGCCAGUCCAAUCAGUUUUUUUAUAUAUUGACCGGGUGGCGAGUGCUUGCAUGUGCCAUUUUGUCCUUUUCCUCAGGCAGCAAAACGUUGUGCUCCAGCUCUGGGUUCGAUUGACAAGAAAAGAAGUCAAAUUAUCUUGGUUGCAGAGCUGUAGACAGAGAUAGGAUAGCUCAGGAGUAGCGCAGGAAAGGCAGGAGGAAAGAGGUGGUAACAAAGGUGGGGGAUGAACAGUAAGUGAUUUUGUGUUGUAGCGAAAGGAAGGGGUAGAUGUUUAGAAACAGUGUAUAGCAAGAAAAGGUAAUGAUUUGGUGGCAGAUUAAAUAAGGGGAACAAAAGAGAGGCACCAACCCUGAGUAUAGGGCCAAAUAAGGGAUACCUGUUUAGAUGGUUCAAUUAAUGUAACAAACUUUCCCUUCUGCAAUGAAGACGUUUCUAAUUGAGUAUAUUUGUCAAACACUGUUUUAAGAUAUGGGCCCAGUUCAUUACUGCAGGCUUCAUGAAGCUGGGAGCGAGUCAGGCUGAACACUGCUCCAUGCGACCCUUUUCUCCUUCCUCACACCUUGCUUAUUUUCUUGGUUUUAUUAGCUGACAUUAGGGCAAUUCUGACUCAAUACAAGGCAUUAUCUUAUUGCCAAAGUGCACUGGGAUGGGUAAGAGGAGAAGCAUUUGACCCUGAUGCUUCUUCCUGGCUUCAUAUUGAUCCUCCAAGCUGUGCCAGUUGAAAUGGUUGGAAUUGAUACUCAUGAAAACUCUUGUGUGUUUGCUUUUCCCCCCUGUCCUUUGUGAAUGUUAUACAGAGGACCCUAACAAUUACAGUGGUACCUUGGGUUAAGUAUUUAAUUCGUUCUGGAGGUCUGUUCUUAACCUGAAACUGUUCUUAACCUGAAGCACCACUUUAGCUAAUGGGGCCUCCUGCUGCCGCUGCGCCACCGGAGCACGAUUUCUGUUCUCAUCAUGAAGCAAAGUUCUUAACCCGAGGUAAUAUUUCUGGGUUAGUGGAGACUGUAACCUGAAGCAUAUGUAACCCGAGGUACCACUGUAUUGUUUUCCUUUGCAGAGAGUUGCAACAGGCAGUCACUCAGUAAUUCUUUUUUGUUUGCUUGCUUGUUUGUUUCAGAUCUCGUGGAAUUAAACCUUGGCAGCCCUAAAAAUGUUGGGCCCUUCAUGGCUGUGGACUCGGUGCAUAACAUCCUACUAAACUUCCGCUGCCACGGGCCCCCUAUUCGCUUCUCCACCGUGUUUAGCAGUGAGCUGCAUUACAUUGCCAACGAACUGAAUCGCAUUGUAGGCGGGAGGAACACUGUGAUAGCCAUAACUAUUUGGUCUCACUUCAGCACUUUCCCUGUAGAAGUGUACAUCAGGAGACUGAGGAACAUUCGCAAGUCCAUCGUACGGCUUCUGGAUCGGAGUCCCAAGACACGGAUAGUCAUCAAAACCGCCAACGUUCAGGAGCUCGGGCCAGAGGUUAGCCUUUUCAACAGCGACUGGUAUUCGUAUCAGCUUGACACAAUCAUGAGGAAGAUGUUCUCAGGAAUUGGAGUGCACUUUGUGGAUGCUUGGGAGAUGUCACUGGCACACCAUUUGCCACACAAAUUGCACCCAGAAGAUGUUAUUGUCAAAAACCAGUUAGAUGCUUUCUUGUCUUUUGUGUGUCCGGUGGAAACGCACUACAGCCUCGUAAAAGGAAUCCAUAAUCAAUUGUGGUCUCUGUUUCUGUAG